This is a messenger RNA of Macroventuria anomochaeta, 1083 nucleotides long. RefSeq lists its product as uncharacterized. NCBI's taxonomy places the organism in Eukaryota, Fungi, Ascomycota, Dothideomycetes, Pleosporales, Didymellaceae. The coding region runs from base 362 to 796 and encodes 144 amino acids. The transcript has a single exon. The record is from RefSeq and is a predicted model, not a curated record.
AAGAAAAGGCAUCCCAUCACCAGAUUUCGAUAUGACUUCCCAGAAUGCGCCUUGUGCAGGCUGUUCCACGUAUAUCUUGACCGAGUUGGAUACAGCGGUUCGACUCGACCAGUGUUACAUGCGUGCCCCUUCCUGCGAGCCUCGUAAAUCGUCAAAUAUGGUAGUCGUGCUGGUAAAGAAGCGUUGCGUCGAGAUAUCUCCUGUCUCAAGCUCCUAUCAAGGACCUGCAACGGUUCAUCUUUUGCGUCAAGAAGGUUGAUAAGGAGAACUUUAUACUUUCGCCGCAGCUUGUCGGGCAACGAGCCGACCUAAUACGCUGCAAAGAUCGGGUGAGCUAUUGCCAAGGACACCACAGCAAGUCAUGCAGAUAUUCGGGUUCUCCACCAAAAAGUCUGCCAUUGCAGUGGAUGUCUCGUCUCAAGAACCUUAUGUCGCGCUGAGCUAUGUUUGGGGAGCCAAUCAAGGACAUGGCUUUCCACAAACAAUCAAAGACGCCAUCGAAGUCACCAAAACCCUCGGACAUCAAUAUCUCUGGGUGGACAGGUACUGCAUCAAGCAAGAAUCUGUCGAGAAGCAUCAGCGGAUCAACCAAAUUGAUAUUGUCUACCAGGCGGUAGAUGUCACUAUCAACGCUGCGGCAGGUACCAAUGCCAACUUUGGACUUCCCGGUGCAUCAAAGCCCUGUAAAGACAAACAACAUGGUCAACCCGUGCCUGGACUAUACAAGAGGCGUAUCUAUCACGACUUCGGCUCGUGUUCACGCUUGACGAAGUCUACUUUGAGUGUGGAGCGAUGAACUGUUGUGAAAGCCUUCUCGAAGACCAGCGCCUUCUUCACGUGCAAACCAAAACUCGAGUUAGGUACUACCACCACGCUGGUAUCUUCUCGGGCGAAAGGAUGAGUGUCGAGCGACCCACAUCGCAAGCAGAUCGUACGGAAACAAUCCAACGAAGUGCUCUCAGCAGUCUUAUCAAACAGUAUACCUUGAGAAAGCUCUCGUAUGAGAGUGAUUCUUUCAAUGCAUUUCGGGGCAUCAUGAAGCAAUUCCAGACACGUAACACCUCGCUGCGCCACAUAUGGGGU